Molecule: messenger RNA, 1272 nt
Organism: Lichtheimia ornata
Lineage: Eukaryota; Fungi; Mucoromycota; Mucoromycetes; Mucorales; Lichtheimiaceae
Exons: 7
Coding region: 1-1272 (423 amino acids)
Biological process (GO): peptidyl-serine phosphorylation; signal transduction; endocytosis
Cellular component (GO): cytoplasm; nucleus
Molecular function (GO): ATP binding; protein serine/threonine kinase activity
Source: RefSeq, a predicted model, not a curated record
AUGACGGCGAACCACUCCCGUCAUUCCCAAAAUCGGUCCACAGCUUCUCUCUCCUCGACCGUCAAUGUGGUUGGUGUGCACUUUAGAGUGGGUCGCAAGAUUGGCGAGGGCAGCUUCGGAAUUAUCUAUGAAGGCACCAACCUCUUGAACAAUCAACAAGUUGCUAUCAAAUUCGAGCCUCGUAAAUCAGACGCACCACAGUUGCGAGAUGAAUACAGAACAUACAAGAUUUUAUCUGGGUUGACUGGUAUUCCUGCAGCCUAUUAUUUUGGUCAAGAAGGACUUCACAACAUCUUGGUGAUUGACAUGUUGGGCCCAAGUCUUGAAGAUCUAUUCGAUAUGUGCAGCCGUCGUUUCAGCAUAAAAACAGUGGCUAUGCUUGCCAAGCAGAUGAUCUCACGCGUCCAAAGUGUACAUGAACGUAAUCUGAUUUAUCGAGACAUCAAACCAGACAACUUUUUGAUCGGUCGUCCUGGAACAAAACAUGCCAACACUAUUUACAUGAUCGACUUUGGUAUGGCUAAGCAGUAUCGUGAUCCAAAAACCAAGCAACAUAUUCCCUAUCGUGAGCGAAAAAGUUUAUCGGGGACUGCACGUUACAUGAGUAUCAACACACAUCUUGGUCGAGAACAAUCACGACGAGAUGAUCUCGAGUCCCUGGGUCACGUGUUUAUGUACUUUUUGCGAGGUGCCCUUCCAUGGCAAGGCCUCAAAGCAGCUACAAACAAGCAAAAGUACGAGAAGAUUGGCGAGAAAAAGCAAACGACAGCCAUUAGGGAUUUAUGUGAUGGAUAUCCAGAGGAGUUUGGUAUUUAUUUGCAAUAUGCACGAAAGCUUGGAUUUGAAGAGACACCCGACUAUGAUUUCUUGCGCGAUCUUUUCGACAAGGUCUUGGAAAAGGCAAAUGAGACGGACGAUGGUAUAUACGAUUGGAUGAUGCUCAACAAUGGCAAAGGAUGGGAGACAAUGCAACGUCGAUCAUCAACGCAACGUGGACAUGGUGCAGUUGCAGCGCUGAAUGAUGCCACAGCAGGAAGAGGGAAUAGAAGACGUGAUACGGGUCAACGACAUUCGAGACAACGACUUAAUCACCACGGUACCAAUGCUUAUCGAUCCUCCCAACCCAUGAUGAGUAACCAACCUGUCACGUAUCAAAACAUUGAUACCAGUGCCCUACACCAUGGUGCUGCAGGGCAAGAUGCCGAAUCUCUUGGAAAAGGCGGCUUUUGGCGCAGCUUCUGUUCUAUCGUCACUUGCAAUAUUUGCACAUAA